Messenger RNA from Solanum tuberosum (potato), 4216 nucleotides. RefSeq names its product probable leucine-rich repeat receptor-like protein kinase At2g33170. The transcript is spliced from 3 exons. The record is from RefSeq and is a predicted model, not a curated record. Gene Ontology annotation, molecular function: protein kinase activity; protein binding; ATP binding. The coding region runs from base 659 to 3988 and encodes 1109 amino acids. Gene Ontology annotation, biological process: protein phosphorylation. NCBI's taxonomy places the organism in Eukaryota, Viridiplantae, Streptophyta, Magnoliopsida, Solanales, Solanaceae.
CUAACUUUAUGAUAUAGAGAAGCCAAAAGAGAUUAGGACUUUUGAGAUAGAGUGAAAUUAAAGAAUCAAGAUUAUAUAUAAAUUAUAAAAAAAUACAUCAAGAUAUUGAAGUCCUCCUCAUCAUCAUAUAUAUUGAAGAAAAUUAAAGCUUAGUGAAAGCAUGCUUUGUCUGCCAUUAAAGCUUCAAUGAGGAACUCAUAUCCAUCCUUUCCAUUUACCUAAAGAUCCUUCACUAUCAUUGCCAUUUGGAAAAGAAAAUAGGCUUUUGUGUUAUAUUUUCUUGAAUAAAAUAAAGGGUUUUCUUGAUUCAGUGUAUUUGAGUUUUUCCAUUUCCUUUUUUUUGGCUUGUCCUGAAAUAAAGGUUGAAUCUUUCUCAUUUUUAUCCAACCCUUUUUCAAAAUCUUGCAUGUAUAUAGGAAGAUCCCCACCAUUAUUGGAAAAAUGUUGGAGGUUCUUGGUUUUAGAUAUAGUAUAAUCUUUGAUUUUAUCUUUUCCUCAAUUCAUGAGUUUUAUGGUCUUUGCUCUGUCAUCAUCUAAAGGAAUUACUUGAGAGUUCUUUGCUUUUUCUGGGUUUUUGGUGGAAUUCAGCUCUUUUUGACAAGGUGAUGGGCUCAAUAGCCUAGAGGUCAAACUGAGACUGUCUUAUUGGAAGUUUGUUAUGAUGUCUGGAGAUUUUGAAUCAAGAAGUGGUUUAGUUCUUCUAAUUUGGAUAAGUGCUUUGGUGGCUGCUGUACUAUUGCUGGUUUCUCCUGCCGAAGGAUUGAAUCAGGAAGGAAUGUACCUUCUUGAAUUGAAGAAGAAUUUCCAGGAUUCGUUUAACCAUUUGGGGAAUUGGAAUCCAAAUGAUGAAACUCCUUGUGGCUGGGUAGGUGUGAAUUGCACUUCUGAUUAUAAUCCAGUUGUGCAAUCUCUUUAUCUGAGCUAUAUGAAUCUUUCAGGCACGUUGAGUUCUAGCAUUGGUGGUCUUGAAUAUUUAGCUUAUCUUAACCUGUCUUACAAUCAAUUCACCGGGAACAUUCCCAAAGAGAUUGGAAAUUGCUCAAAAUUGCAGUCUCUCCAGCUCCAUUUUAAUACUUUUUACGGUCCGAUUCCUGCUGAACUGUAUAACCUGUCUAAUUUGAAGGAUGUGAACAUGAGCAGCAACAUGAUCUCUGGUCCUAUUGCUGAGGAGUUUGGGAAACUCUCGUCUCUAGUUACUUUCGUUGCAUACACCAAUAAUCUUACCGGUCCAGUGCCUCGAUCUAUUGGAAGUUUGAAAAAUUUGACAAUAUUUCGAGUGGGGCAGAAUGCACUUUCUGGAAGUUUACCUGCAGAGAUAGGUGGUUGUGAGAGCUUGGAAUCUCUUGGUCUAACACAGAAUUGCCUGGAAGGAAACAUACCAAAAGAACUUGGCAUGCUUAGUAAGUUGAAAGAGCUUGUGCUUUGGGGAAAUCAGUUCUCUGGUUAUAUUCCAAAGGAACUUGGAAAUUUAACACAAAUUCAAUUGCUUGCUUUAUAUCAGAAUAACCUGAUUGGAGAUAUUCCUGCUGAAAUAGGUAAACUCAAAACUUUGACGAAGUUAUACCUAUACCGGAAUGGAUUAAAUGGUAGCAUUCCAAGGGAGAUUGGGAAUCUUUCUAUGGCAACAGAAAUUGAUUUCUCAGAAAACUUUCUGAAAGGAGAAAUUCCAGUUGAGUUUGGCCAAAUAAAAAGUCUGAAAUUGUUGUUUCUUUUCCAGAAUCAGCUCGAAGGCGUUAUACCAGAUGAACUUACUACAUUAAAGAACUUGAUUAGUCUUGAUUUGUCAAUUAAUCACCUAACAGGUCCUAUUCCAUUUGGUUUUCAGUAUCAAAAGGAAUUGGUUCAGUUACAGCUUUUUGAGAAUUCUUUAACUGGUACUAUUCCUCAACGUCUUGGCAUUUAUAGUCGACUUUGGGUGCUUGAUUUAAAUAACAAUCAACUCACAGGAAGAAUUCCUCCAUUCGUUUGUCAGAAUUCCAAUUUGAUUUUGCUGAAUCUUGCAUCAAAUAAAUUGCAUGGAUAUAUUCCAUCUGGUGUUCUUAAAUGUGAUUCAUUGGUGCAACUUCGUCUGAACGAUAACAGGCUAACAGGGACAUUUCCUUCUGAGUUGUGCAAAUUGAUAAACCUGUCUGCUGUUGAACUGGGGCAGAACAAGUUCACUGGUCCAAUACCUCCUGAUAUUAAAUAUUGCCAGAAGUUGCAGAGGCUUGAUUUCUCAGGCAAUAGUUUCAACCAGUUGCCAAGGGAGAUAGGAAAUCUUACCAGGCUUGUGACAUUCAACGUCUCAGCAAAUUCGCUCACUGGACCGAUACCUCCAGAAAUUCGGAACUGCAAGGCACUACAAAGACUGGAUCUCAGCAAGAACAGAUUUACUGAUGUUAUACCUGAUGACAUUGGUAGCUUGUCGCAGCUAGAACGUCUUUUGCUUUCAGAGAAUAAGUUAUCUGGAAAGAUACCAGCAGCAUUGGGGAGCCUCUCUCAUUUGACUGAGCUGCAGAUGGGCAGUAAUCUAUUGUCAGGUGAAAUACCAUCAGAGUUGGGUAAUCUUAGUGGCUUACAAAUUGCAAUGGAUCUUAGCAACAACAAUCUCUCUGGCAGUAUACCACCCAACCUUGGUAAUCUUAUCCUAUUAGAGUACCUAUAUCUCAACAACAAUCAUUUGAGUGGUGAAAUACCAAGCACAUUUGGAAACCUGACAAGUCUCUUGGGCAUUGACUUCUCAUACAAUGACCUGACUGGACCACUGCCGGAUAUACCACUCUUUCGGAACAUGGAUAUCAGCAGCUUCAUUGGAAACAAAGGUCUUUGCGGUGGGCCUCUAGGGGAAUGUAAUGCAUCUCCAGCUUAUGAUGCCAAUAAUCCUCCUAGAGUCGAGAGUGCAGAUUCUCCUCGAGCAAAGAUUAUUACUGCAGUUGCCGGUGUAAUUGGUGGAGUUUCUCUUGUUUUGAUUGUGGUAGUUUUGUACUAUAUGAAGCAGCAUCCAGUUGAGAUGGUGGUAACCCAGGAUAAAGACAUGUCAUCUUCAGAUCCAGACAUUUAUUUCCGUCCCAAAGAGGGUUUCACUUUCCAGGACUUGGUUGAGGCUACAAACAAUUUUCAGGAUUGUUAUGUUCUUGGAAGAGGAGCCGUCGGAACAGUUUACAAAGCAGUCAUGCAGUCUGGACAAACGAUUGCAGUCAAGAAGCUUGCUUCUAACAGAGAGGGUAAUAACAUCGACAAUAGCUUCCGUGCAGAGAUCUUAACUCUAGGAAAGAUUAGGCAUCGUAACAUCGUAAAGCUAUAUGGAUUUUGCUAUCAUCAGGGUUCUAAUUUACUUCUCUAUGAGUAUAUGGCCAGAGGUAGCUUGGGUGAACUGCUUCACAGUACAUCUUGCAGAUUGGAUUGGCCAACUCGCUUUAUGGUGGCUGUUGGAGCUGCUCAAGGACUUUCUUACUUACAUCAUGAUUGCAAGCCCCGGAUCAUCCACCGUGAUAUAAAGUCCAAUAAUAUUCUGAUUGAUGAGAAGUUUGAAGCUCAUGUUGGUGAUUUUGGUUUGGCAAAAGUUGUUGAUAUGCCUCAAUCUAAGUCGAUGUCUGCAGUUGCUGGCUCAUAUGGCUACAUAGCCCCUGAAUAUGCUUACACCAUGAAAGUUACGGAAAAAUGUGAUAUCUAUAGUUAUGGGGUAGUCCUUUUGGAGUUGCUAACUGGAAAAGCACCCGUACAGCCCCUAGAACAAGGCGGUGAUCUUGUCUCAUGGGUGAAGCAUUAUGUUAGGAACCAUUCAUUGACACCAGGGGUACUCGAUAGCCGAUUGGAUUUGGAAGAUGUAAUUACUGUUAGUCAUAUGCUUACAGUUCUUAAAAUUGCUCUAAUGUGCACUAGCAUGUCCCCUUAUGAUCGUCCUUCAAUGCGCGAGGUUGUUCUGAUGCUGAUUGAGUCUGAUGAGCAAGAAGGGAACUUUCUCUCAUCUCCAGUUUAUGAUCUCCCUCUGAAAGAUAAUUCCUUCUAGAUGCAUGUAAGAAGCACAUCUCAAUUAACUUUGAUAAUUUUUUAGUACUAAUUCUCCUUGUAUUUUUUUUCUUAAUGGCUAAAUUAUAGAUAUUCCCAUGUAUAUUUCUCAUAGUGAAAAUUUCAUCAAUCACUUUCUAGAACUAGUUUGGAGGUGAUUGAUGUUAUUUCAAUAGUUCUCCAUCUGAUGGUUAUGGAAAAUAAUAUGCUUUAUGCUUUUCUCACUAUA